Messenger RNA from Ceraceosorus bombacis, 2298 nucleotides. Lineage: Eukaryota; Fungi; Basidiomycota; Exobasidiomycetes; Ceraceosorales; Ceraceosoraceae. The record is from the annotation of a GenBank genome assembly.
AUGUCGCUCCGCGACGAGAUUGAAUUCACGACGCUGGCCAAGAAUGCGAGCAGACAAGCUGCCCACGAGUCGGGGGAGAAGCAAGCAGUAGCCAGCAGUUCGCGGUCACAGAGUCCUAGUAGCGCUGAUGGGAUCGCAUCUGACGCGAAGAAUGAGAAGACUUGGGCAGCCAUGGAGGCGGGUCCUACGGCGGUGGACGCGUCGGUGCAAGAGGCCAACUUAAAGUCCAUGGGAAUCAUUGAAGAUGAAGAGGAUGGCCACGUCACUCGAGGUCUGAAGCAACGACAUAUGGCGAUGAUCGCGUUGGGUGGGACCAUUGGAACGGGUCUCUUUGUUGGGCUGGGAACGAGCUUGGCGAGCGCCGGACCAUUAUCGACUCUGCUCGCUUACAGCUUCAUGGGCUUCCUCGUUUGGGGUUUGAUGAUUGCUUUGGGCGAGAUGGCCACCCUCUUCCCGACGUCUUUCAUCAUCCACGCUGGAAGGUUCGUCUCUCCUGGAUUCGGAGCAAGCUUGGCGUGGAUGUACUGGUUUUCGUGGGGCAUAUGCAUCCCUACCGAAAUCAGCGCGACUGCAUUGAUCAUCGGUGAGUUGGCGCGGUCUCCUGUUUAUCAGUGGAAUCAUCAUGUUGAGCUCUCGUGCUCGGAUCUUUACUCCUCUUGUGGCUUCGAACCCACCAGGCUUCUGGGAUGUGGAACAGAAGAUCAGCCCUGCUGUCUGGAUUUCUAUUCUUCUGGUCUUAGUCACAUUUGUUAAUUUUGCUGGGGUGCGGUGGUUCGGAGAAGUCGAAUUCUGGAUGUCAACGUUGAAGGUUGUGACGGUCGUCGGCCUGAUCAUUCUGAUGUUGGUGCUCGACCUGGGAGGUGGCCCUACCGGUGAAUUCAUCGGCGGGAGGUAUUGGCGCGACCCAGGUCCGAUGGCGCAGUUUCUUUGGACUCGAGGCGCAGAUGGAGCACCUGAAGGCGGGAUCUCCGGAUCAUGGGGCAGAUUCUUGGCAUUCUGGAGUGUGCUCGUAUCCGCCAGCUUUGCCUUUGCUGGUACCGAAAUAGUCGGUAUUUGCGUAGGAGAGGUCGAAGCGCCACGUAAAAAUGUGCCGAAAGCUAUCAAGAGGGUCGCCUAUCGAAUUGGACUCUUCUACGUUCUCGCCGUCCUCUUCGUAGGCCUUUGCGUGCCUUACACCGACGACAGGCUUCUCACAGACUCCAGCACCGCCUCGGCCUCCCCUUACGUCAUUGCGAUCGAAUCUGCGCGCAUUAAAUUUCUACCGAACCUCAUCAAUGCGGUGCUCGUCGUUGUCACAUGGAGCGCGGCUCAAGCAGAUCUUUACGCCGCUAGCAGAGCUCUCUAUGCUCUCGCGCUGGGAGGCAGGGCCCCGAAAAUCUUCCGCAAAUGUACCAAAGCCGGCCUUCCCUUCUGGUCGCUCGUCGCCACGUCUUUAUGGGGACCGCUUGCCUGUGAGUCUGGCGUUGGAUGCUGCUGAUGUGCUUGGAUGAGCUCGCUCUGACCUGGCACGUUCCUCGACACAGACCUGGGCAUUGGAUCGAUCGGUGCCGAGAAAGCUUUCGGUUAUCUAUACGACCUCAGCGCUGUUUCAAUCCUUGUCUGCUGGUGGGCGAUCCUGAUCACCUACUGUCGUUUUCACCGUGGACUUGGCUUGCAAGGCCUUGCAAGGUCGGAUCUGCGUUAGUUGCAAGUCGGCGGUAUCCGGGUUUAGGCGAACAGGGCUGACCUCUACCUUACUGGCCAUCCCAGCGUACAUCGCACCUUUGCAGCCAUACCUGAGCUGGUUUGUGGUCCUGAUAUUCAGCAUCAUCAUCCUGUUGGCCGGCUUCCAGGUCUUCAUGAGGGGACUAUGGGCGGCUGACACGUUUGUGACCACAUAUCUGCGUGAGUGCGCCUGGUGAACAGCCGUCAAAUUCCGUGUCGCAGACAAAGGAGCUGAUUCUGUCUCUCGUUCUGGAUAACACCUGCCAGCGGUCAUUGUCUUUCCGUUAGUCUGGGCUGGAUACGACCUUUGGCAAGGUACCAGGGUGGUAUCCUAUCGAGAAAUGGACCUGCAGUCUGGCAGAAGGGAAAUUGACGAAUUGGAAGAGUUUGCUGCCCUCAACUACAGACCGGACAGUGUGGUGCGUGUGAUUGGGCCCCUUCCGACGCUGUGCGUAUGCUACACAAGUUUUCUGACCCAUCGUUGCGUCCUUGUCCCUAGAGCGAACGCGUCCUGAACUGGUAAGUCGUAGUUUUGGAAGUAUCCGGUGUUGCCGUGACUGAUCACGAUGCUUGUACACACCCAGGCUAUUUUGA